Messenger RNA from Thermothielavioides terrestris NRRL 8126, 1586 nucleotides. RefSeq lists its product as uncharacterized. Gene Ontology annotation, molecular function: 3-methyl-2-oxobutanoate hydroxymethyltransferase activity; magnesium ion binding. Gene Ontology annotation, biological process: pantothenate biosynthetic process. The record is from RefSeq and is a predicted model, not a curated record. Gene Ontology annotation, cellular component: mitochondrion. Lineage: Eukaryota; Fungi; Ascomycota; Sordariomycetes; Sordariales; Chaetomiaceae. The transcript has 2 exons. Bases 363 to 1412 code for a protein of 349 amino acids.
GGGAGUGUGUAGCUAACAUUAUAAUAGUGCGAAAUUGCUGAAAUACGGCAGCGUGCAUCCCGAACCUCCGUAGCCUUGCGCAGACAACCGUUUUGAGAAGGCGACCUCAAACUCAAGCCGGUCCUGUGAAGAUACUCAAUUGUACGCAGCAAAAACCAUCAUGACCUGCUGAAUAUAAGAGUCGCAAAAAAUUGCCACAACCAUGGGUGCCAGGCGUUCCUUCUUUUCUCCUCUUGCAAGCGCAAGCGGUUUCCCUCUUUCCACAACAGUGCAUUUCAACUUUUUGCCCUCGCUUUCUGCACUGCAUUUGGACCCCUGCAGCACUGCCGGCGUACUGUGCGACACAAAGUGCGGGACGACCCAUGUACCCGUCCUUGGUCGUGAGGUCGUGUGCCUCGUCCCUGACUCGGGCGGGCACACGACCGGCACCACGCCUGCGCGCACUACCCUCUCUUUUCCUCUCAGCCUUCCAACAACAACAACAACCGACCCCCGCCGCCCAACCCCAGAGUAGAUGGAGCUCGCACUCGCCGAUGGGCUCGCCGCCGGCCAACCCGCGGAAGAAGGUCACCAUCGGCACGCUCCGGGCGCUGUACAAAAAGGGUGAGCCCAUCACCAUGAUCACGGCCCACGACUUCCCCAGCGCGCACGUCGCCGAUGCCGCCGGCAUGGACGUUGUCCUGGUCGGCGACAGCCUGGCCAUGGUCGCGCUCGGGAUGGAGGACACGAGUGAGGUCGUGCUGGAGGAGAUGCUGAUGCACUGCCGGUCCGUUGCUCGUGCCACCAAGGCUGCCUUCACUAUUGGCGACCUUCCCAUGGGAUCAUACGAGACCGGCCCCACGCAGGCGCUGCAGACAGCAAUUCGGUUCAUCAAGGAGGGCCGCGUGCAAGGCGUCAAGCUGGAGGGUGGCAAGGAGAUGGCUCCCUCGAUCGAGAAGAUCACCACCGCCGGCAUUCCUGUCCUGGGCCAUGUAGGCUUGACCCCCCAACGGCAAAAUGCCCUCGGUGGCUUCCGCGUCCAGGGUAGGACCUCGGCGGCCGCGAUGAAGGUGCUCGAGGAUGCCCUCGCCGUCCAGGAAGCCGGGUGCUUCGCAGUCGUGCUCGAAGCCGUCCCUGCUGAGGUUGCCACCAUCAUCACACAAAAGCUGUCGAUUCCGACCAUCGGGAUAGGCGCCGGGAACGGCUGCUCCGGUCAAGUCCUUGUGCAGGUCGACAUGACGGGCAACUUCCCGCCCGGCAGGUUCCUCCCCAAGUUCGUCAAGAGGUACGGCGAUGUUUGGUCCGAAAGCCUCCGGGCCAUCGAGGCGUACCGCGACGAGGUGAAGAGCCGGCAGUAUCCCGCCCCUGAGCACACAUAUCCGAUCGCGCAAGAGGAACUGAAGAGCUUCGCGGAAGCCGCCAAGGGCCUGUGAGAACAGACUUUGGUUUUCACAAUUUUCGGCGUGGGCGUCGUAUAGACGUAGGUGAAGCAUGAUGGUGGCUAAGCAUAACGGCAUCGGGCGGCGUUUUUUGAUAGCAUCUUGGCGGAUACCAUUUGUUGCUAGCAAUUCCUGUAGAAGCGUAGCGGCAUGCUUCCGGGGUUGGUG